CGGAUUUUAGUCAUUGCAAUCUUGGUUACCAAGACGCUAUAUUUCCAUUUUGAACUGCCUUCAAAAUCCUUUUAAAGUUUUGUAAUCUGGUAAUUCGCAAUCAAACAAAACAAGGAAUACCAAGUAGAAAAUACCCAAAAUGGCAAGUGGAGAACAACAUUUACAUCUAUCUGUUAGAGAAAAUGACAAAGAAAAACUGGGAGAGCUGUUGGGUGCUGGAGUUGAUAUAAAUUGUUUAUUUUAUGGAUGGACACCCUUACAAGUAGCAAUUCAGGAAGGUAAUGAAGAUAUUGGAGUAUUUGUAAUAGAGAAAGGUUGUGAUUAUAAUUUCCAUGACAGACACAGUGUUACCCCAUUUGAAGAUGCUGUCAACAGAAAUUUAUCAAAGAUUGUAGGAGCAUUGAUAUCUAAGGGAGCUAAGCCAAAUGAGCCAUUAUCUACUGGUAAUUUGGCAGUUUGUGUAGCAGCUGAGAAGUCAUACAAAGAACUACUGCAAACUCUCAUAAAUGGUGGUGCUAGUGUAAAUUCAGUAAACAAUGAAGGAGCAACACCACUGUACAUAGCCUCAAAAGAAGGACACAGUGAAUUGAUACAAACAUUAUUGAAUGCUCGAGCUAAUGUCAACAUGCCAUGUGAGAAAGGUGAACAGCACACACCAUUGAUAGCUGCUACAGCUGCAGAGCAGUUUGAUGUUGUUAAAUUAUUGUUAAAGAAUAACUGUGACAUCAAUGCUCCAGAUAAGGAUGGAUGGACACCAUUAUGGCAUGCCUAUGGGAACAAUGAUGAAGACAGUAUGAAAUUGUUACUGAAAUCAGGUGCAGAUAAGAAUGUUAGAAAUGCAGAUGGAGUUACAAUAAUGGAUGAAGCAAGAGACGCAGAUGAUGAUAGCAUGAUAGAAUUAUUACAAAGUUUUUCACAAGCAUGGACAUGAAAGAAUAGUAACAUUUGAAUGUGAAAGAAUCUCGCAAGUUUAUAAACAAUAAUGCUGAUCAGACAGAGUAAACAUGUGUAGCACAUGCUAUUGUGUGCAUCACAGAUUGCAGCAACUAAAUAAGAAAUGAUGUCACAAAUUUAAAGUGAUAAACAUUUGACCAAAAUUAAAGAUGUUCUAACUUUUAAAAUGAAUCUUAUGAAGAAAUUGUCAAAGUUGUGAGAUCAAUUUAAUCUACAUUUCACAAAUGUAUAUAUAAUCCAGAUCGGUCUUAAAGACAGUGGUUUCUUUUUUUUCAAUUUUAAUGAGAAAAUACAAUUUAUAAAAAUUAUUUCUAUUCAUGAUCUCUAUAAUAUUUAUGAUGGAUAAAUGAGAUACUUUAAUAUAAUAAAUUUAUUUAACGCUAAAUACCGUAACUACUGAGAUUACUAAGAUAUUUAGACUCAAAUAGUGAAAUAUCUGUUCAUUCUUAUCAAGAUUUUCUACUUAUGAUUAUUGAGUUUUUAACAGCCAAAUUACUAUAUGUACUGUUUAGAUAUUUAAUGUGGAUGUUACCGAGAUAUAUACCAGUACUCUUAAAAUGAAAAAAGACAACUAUUAUACUUUUGUUACAACAACCAUUUUGUAUAAAAUCCCAAAUAUGAGGGGCCUGAUGGGGGGCUCUCAUCACGAUUCACGAGUUGAUUUUUUUGUCAAUCACGAUUCACAGAAAAUAAAUUUCCAUGAUCACGGAUCACGAAAAUAUAAAAAAAAAAAAAAAAAUCUGUAGAAAAACGGAUCACGAUAGCGAAAAUGCGCCAAUCACGAAGAACAAAAAUAACCCAUCAGGCCCCUAAAAUAUGAAAAAAAAAAUGUGGGCCGUACAAAUAAGAUGAAAGCUACUAGGUUAGCAAUGUGUUUGAAGAAAAAAUUGCAAUGCAAAAGUUUAUUGUAUUUUGUUAUUAAAAUGAAUUAUCAAAGCUA
This is a messenger RNA of Mytilus californianus (California mussel), 1894 nucleotides long. Its product is annotated as ankyrin-1-like. The transcript has 6 exons. Gene Ontology annotation, molecular function: protein binding. The record is from RefSeq and is a predicted model, not a curated record. The coding region runs from base 140 to 931 and encodes 263 amino acids. Lineage: Eukaryota; Metazoa; Mollusca; Bivalvia; Mytilida; Mytilidae.